UUCRURAAUGUGUUYUUCAUAUUUUUGUCCGCUAUUUUACUUUUAAUUCUCUUUAUAAGAAAUCGAAAGAGUAAUUCAAUGAAAAGGGUAAGUGUAGURGUWCUUGGAGAUGUUGGAAGAAGUCCUCGGAUGCAAAACCACGCGCUGUCGUUUGCAAAGGCGGGCUUUCACGUGGACUUGGUUGGCUUUGGCGGAUCCCGUUUGAUUAAAGACUUAGACGGUCACCACAAUGUAUCACUAUUUCUCUUGGGAGAUUUUCCUUCAAAGUUAUCAAAGUUGCCAAGAAUGCUAUAUUACCUUGUCAAGGCUAGUUAUCAAUUUUUACAAUUGUUUAUGGUCCUGUUUAGCUGUGCAAUUCAUAGUUCUCAUGUUGUUGUUCAGAAUCCUCCAGCUAUCCCUACACUAGCAGUAGCUUGGGUAGCCUGUGUCAUUUGUAAUGCUAAGCUAGUCAUAGACUGGCAUAACUAUGGUUAUACUAUAUUAUCCCUUGCCUUAGAUAAUCCUGAUCAUUUAUUAGUCAAAAUUGCAAAAUGGUAUGAACAUGGGUUYGGAAAGAUGUCAACCUUGAAUUUGUGUGUUACAGAGGCCAUGAGAGAAGAUUUGUUGUAUAACUGGCAAAUAAGGGCUAACACUUUAUAUGAUCGUCCUCCUGAAAGGUUUAAAUCAGCAGAACUAGAAACAAGACACCAGUUAUUUAUUAAGCUAUCCAAUGAAUAUCCUGAAGUUUUUGGACAAAAAGACAGGCUCUCAGAGUUUGCCAUCAAAGUUGUUGAGGAAAUUACAGCUUUUACUGUUAGAAAUUCAUUAGGAAAAGUGAUUGAAAGAGAUGAUAGGCCAGCACUUCUUGUCAGUAGUACAAGUUGGACAGAGGAUGAGGACUUUUCUGUGUUGUUAGAUGCUUUAGAAGAUUAUGAGAAACAUGCCACUGAUUCAAAUUCYAAUUUACCAAGACUAGUUUGUGCAAUAACAGGUAAAGGUCCAUUGAAGGARUACUACCAGAAUCUUAUAGCUGGAAAACAGUUCAAGUUUGUAAGUGUCUGCACACCCUGGCUUGAGCCUGAGGACUACCCAAGACUCUUAGGUUCAGCCAAUCUGGGUGUGUGUUUACAUAAAUCCUCAUCUGGUUUAGAUCUACCAAUGAAGGUUGUUGACAUGUUUGGGUGUGGUCUCCCUGUGUGUGCUAUUGAUUUUAAAUGUAUAAGCGAGCUUGUCCAUCAUAAUGAAAAUGGAUUGAUAUUCAAAGACAGCAAAGAGCUUUCCAAGCAAAUGAAGGAGCUCCUCACUGGUUUCCCAAAGAGUCAAACUAAACUACAAGCCUUUCGAGAUAAUUUGAAAGGUUUUCAGGAAUUGAGAUGGGAUGAAAGCUGGAAUAACGUUGUCCUUCCRCUAUUAGGGAGAUAGUACAUACCACUAGCUUARCAACCACGUCUCGUCCUGUUGGUCCAUUUGCCAACACGCGGCUUGCCGGCGAGGAAAGAUGAAAAAAAUCCACAACAUCACAAAAAGACGCAAAGAAAUCAUUCAUGUUGAAGAGAAAUUGAAGACCCGGUAUCAUGAUAACAAGAAUUAAAUUGCCGACCAAACAAAGCAACUACUGGUGUUUUUACUGUGUAUUCUUUGUUCUCGUUCUGAUUGUUGAUUAGAUUCUCCCUACGUCAAUUCCCUCGUGUUUAUUAGCAUUUUCCUCACUGAUUCCACGCCUUCUUGAAUGAUCGUAUUUCACGCUGAAUAAGACCCAGACAAGUUGAUAMUUUCGACCUCAGUACUAUUUGAGGCGGAAUCGCUUUCUCUUUUCAUA
This is a messenger RNA of Exaiptasia diaphana, 1798 nucleotides long. Its product is annotated as chitobiosyldiphosphodolichol beta-mannosyltransferase. Bases 79 to 1401 code for a protein of 440 amino acids. NCBI's taxonomy places the organism in Eukaryota, Metazoa, Cnidaria, Anthozoa, Actiniaria, Aiptasiidae. Gene Ontology annotation, molecular function: mannosyltransferase activity. Gene Ontology annotation, cellular component: endoplasmic reticulum. The transcript is spliced from 16 exons. The record is from RefSeq and is a predicted model, not a curated record.